GCGAAACUGAAACAGGAUCUAAAUAUUAUUCCAGCGGAAGCCAAAAAACAAGAAUCGGUGAUGGCGGGAGAAUCCGAGACAUGAUUCACGGUUAAAAUUCACUUGCAAGGAACGUGCCAUCAAAUACAUCGCCACGGGGGGGCGAGGCCCGCGGCGGCGGCGGCGGUUAGGGCAUCCCGGACCCAUGCUCCACGGCCGAGAUAGCCUGGUCCGGCUCAUCGGAAAGCGGCGGCGGACCUUUUCCUCCCCCCUCGCCCAACAUCUUCGCCCACAGAGUGCUGCAAAGAGGCGGCCCUCCCCAUCUUCGGUGGAAGACGAAGCACCGCCUCCGAAACAAGAGAGCCAAAUCCACGGCGCAGAGCGGGUUUCAUGCCCCGUUUGCGGUAGCUCUAUUCGCGGGACGGAUUACAGUGUGAAUUCUCAUCUGGACACAUGCCUAGCCAGAGGAGUGAAACGAAAGUUGACCCAAAGCACGCUUCUUCAGUUCAAGUUUUGCCCAAGAUCUAGAAGUGAAUCCAGUUUAGUUGAUUUAGACAAUGAUAAGGAGAAGGCAAGGAAAAGGGGAUCGACUAAUGAAAGUGACCCCAGUAAUUUUCCUUUAUCAUCUAGAUAUGGUUCAACUAGAAUGAGUGAAAGGAUGCAGUGUGCAUCAGCCUCUCCAUAUCAUUCUCUCAGCAGUUCAGAGACCUGUACUGACGCUUCCCUUGAAGGUUUAGUAAUUGAAGAUGCUGUCAUUUCUAAAGUGAAAGAUCCUCUUUACUCUCAUAUGUUUCGUCAAAGUGUGAAGACACAGAUACCUAAGCUUGAUACAUGUGGACCUGGAGAUGCUAAAUAUGUGGAAAUACUUGAAACUUUUAUAGUUGGUUGUAGAUUCCAUGACAAUGCUGAGUUGCGGCAAGGGGCAAGCAUAUUCCUUUUGAGAGACCCUCAAAAUUCCAAGGAUAGGCAUGCCAUCAAGGUGCUUUCUGCAGAUUUUGAUGGAAGGGUGCUUGGAUAUUUGCCUCGAGAAUUGGCCAAGUAUCUGUCUCCUCUAAUCGAUAAUCACCAUAUAAAGUGUGAGGGAUCUGUAACAUCUCUUCCAAGACAUCCUUAUGAUGUUAUCCCUAUUCAGCUGGUUUGUCAAAUGGCAGAAAAUAGUGAUAUGAAGUCCGAUGAUUGCCAGAUAUUAAAGUCUUUAUGGGAGAGUGUUCUCCUUGCUGUCGAAUAUGGAAGAGCAAAUCAUCCUAGCAUGACAAAAUACCAACGGAAUUUUUGUUUGAUGAUUGAAGAUGUUAUGAACCAUUAUGCUUACCUUUUUACUGAUAAAGAAAAAUCAUUUCUAGGUGUUUUUAACUCAUUAUCUGAUGAUGGUCAAAGGCUAUUUAUUCGGCUCUAUACUAGAAAAGGACCAUGGUUUCGAAUGAGCAAUGUUUCCUACCCUGAGAUAUCAGAUCCACUACAAGCAGCUGAGGAAUUACAGUUGGCUGGUUACCUCUUUUUGUUUAAUUCAUGUGAGGAUCCAUUCACAUAUGAUAUGAAAGAAGUUCUUAAUUUGCUGAAUGUUUAUGAGAUACGAGAAAUUUUAAAACAGGUGCCUCCUAAGAAAGCCAUCAAUUGCACUCGACGACCGGAGCUUAUCAAUGUUCUGUAUUCUGCAUAUGAAAAUGAAAUAUGCCCACUGCUACCAAAGGUGGUUUUUGAACGGGUAGGAACCUGUGUGAGAAUAUCAUCUGCUGCCGAUAUAUUUCUGUGGCGUGUUCAGAGACUCUUUUUCCUCAGUGGGGAGCAGGACCUUUCAUCUUUUCUAUUAGUUGAUCUUGGACUGGUCAAAUUUCCAGAUUAUGCUUGCAAUAUUUCACACCAAGUUUUUGCAGGUCGAGAUGACCUUCUUGAAUAUGAAGAGGCCAUUGAAGUGGCACAAGUAAUGGAUGAAUAUCUAGAUGCAAACAAUAUGGAUAUGGUGAUAAGGUGCAUUGAUGUGUCUGAUAGCCACAUACAAGCUAGUUUAAUGGAAGAUACUCGGUCCUCAAUUCUUGACUCCCCACCAACAUUCUUUUCAUGUUUCUCGGCUUCAUGGGUCUACUCGAAAGUGCUCACUUUGGGUAUUUCUGUUUUUGAACAUAAGCAUAGGUAUGAAGAUGCAAUACGACUUUUGAAGGGUUUAUUGAACAGAAUUACUUGUGACAGUAGAAGGGGUUAUUGGACCUUGAGGCUUUCUGUUGAUCUGGAACAUAUUGGUCGUCUUAAUGAAAGUCUUUCAGUUGCUGAAGAAGGGAUACUGGAUUCCUGGGUUCGUGCUGGUUCAAAAGUGGCACUGCAAAGACGGGUACUGCGCUUAGGCAAACCACCACGGCGCUGGAAGAUGCCUAGUUAUGCUGAUUAUGUUAAGCAGAAGAUCAAAGAAGUCUACAUUCGGGGAAGACCUUUGGUAUGUGAAACAGGAACAAAAAAUUUAUUCUAUGGUUAUGAUGGUGAGCUGUGUGGAGUAGAGCAGCUAGCCCUGCAAUAUUAUGCUGGUGAAGGUGGGUGGCUGGGUGUCCAUUCUGAAAGUGGCAUUUGGAUGACUUUCUUUGGCAUUCUCAUGUGGGAUGUUAUUUUCUCCAACAUCCCUGAUGUUUUCCGGUCCAGAUUUCAGACAGCUCCACUAGACCUUGAUACGGAUGACUUUUAUGUGGCAAGAAAGAGUCUUAUAGAAUCUCACUUACAAAAGAUACAUGAUGGUAUGGCUGACGAGAUCCUGAUAACUUCAUGGGGCUUGCAUUUUGGGACAGCUUGCCGUGGUGUCAAGUGGGAGAGACAUUCUCUAUCUGACCUACGAGCUGCUGUCUCAUGCAUUGGAGGCCGCCGUCUGGCUGCUCUCUUCCGUCAUCUCUCACUAGACUACAGGAGUUGGUCUAGUGGCAUGCCAGACCUGUUGCUCUGGCGCUUUCAUGGAGAUAUGGGCAGGGGUCAAGCAAAGCUUGUGGAAGUGAAAGGCCCAAGAGAUCGGCUUUCAGAACAACAGCGAGCAUGGAUGCUGAUCCUCUUGGAUUGUGGUUUUGAUGCUGAAAUUUGCAAAGUAAGCCCAAAUCCUAGUUCCCCAUGAUACCUCAUUUGAUGUUGUAAUUAUCAUACAUUCCAUUUCAUUCAUGUGUGAAACUAAUUUUUUAGAAGUUUGUAUAAACAAAAUAGGGAAGCUAAAAAAGAAGGGGUUCCUAGUGCACGAGGUUUGUGCCACUGCAGAAUCCAGGAAGAAUUAUUAACAUUAUAGAGGGGAAAAAUAUUCACAUUAUUAAGAUCA
Messenger RNA from Phoenix dactylifera (date palm), 3259 nucleotides. Lineage: Eukaryota; Viridiplantae; Streptophyta; Magnoliopsida; Arecales; Arecaceae. The record is from RefSeq and is a predicted model, not a curated record.